This is a messenger RNA of Hyla sarda, 3336 nucleotides long. It is a transcript of the gene CCDC66, whose product is annotated as coiled-coil domain containing 66. Gene Ontology annotation, cellular component: cilium; microtubule. Gene Ontology annotation, biological process: cilium assembly. Gene Ontology annotation, molecular function: microtubule binding. Lineage: Eukaryota; Metazoa; Chordata; Amphibia; Anura; Hylidae. The record is from RefSeq and is a predicted model, not a curated record. The transcript has 19 exons. The coding region runs from base 240 to 3122 and encodes 960 amino acids.
CAGGCAGCCAACCCAGCACAGGAGCACAUAGCUUUUUUUCCAACUGUCACCCGGCAAGUAACGCCAGCGCUGAUUGGUCGCUCGACAAUCCAAUGGCUGCGGGGGUGAUUGAGCUGUGCCAGCAACCAACGUACACACUGGGAGUCCGGGAAGUGAGCUUAGGAUGCCUGCGGGCUGAGAGUGCGGAGGAUCCUGACAGAGCGGUGCUAAGGCCGGGGAGCCGGAGGAGCUGAGGGGCCAUGAACCUGGGAGAUGGACUGAUGCUGGAAACUCAAAUUUUAAAUGGCAAACCCAAACUCAUUUUGGCACCUUAUGGGGUACAAGAAAAGAGUGCUAAACAGGCGGGUAACAAGGGAAGGACGCACAAAACACUGAAAGGAAAGAAUCCGGCUCAAGUUCUGCAUGUGGUACAGAGCGGCAAUUCCAAAACUGAGCAGCCGGUGCUGAAAGGCAGAUCUACAGUUGGAGUGGUGCCCCCUGGUAAACCUCCUGCCAAUGUACUUAAGGAACUUGAAAACAAACAUCAUGACCAAAAUGUGCAGCAAAGGAGGCUUGAUGCUGGGAGGGUAAAACCAGUACCCAAAAAGACAUCUAAUGGGCCGAAGCAGAGACCACAACAGAAGGCGGCAAUCUCUGCAGAGGAACUAAGAGAAAGUCUAGUGUGUCUCACCCAGGAACAAUUCCAGCAAAUUCUUACCACCAUCAAUCACAGUAACAAACCAGUAACCUCUGACAAAGAUGAAAAGAAACAAGAUACCAAAGGAGAAAGCAUUAUAGAAAAUCCAGCUACUGAGGAAGAGGUGACCAACAGUGGAGUUACAGAGAAAAAUGAUCUUUCUACCACUGAGCUGAUCAACGAUGGUCAACUCAGGCAAACAGUCAGCUUGUUCAGUACACUAGGAGAACGUGAGAGAGACAAGAAUCUACAGGAAGCAAAGAAAGCCCAGUGGAGGAGAGAGCUAGAUGAACAAGUUGCUCUAAAGAAGAAACUGAAGGAGGCUGAAAAGGAUGGAAUUAAUAUCAGACAUCGGGAAACUUAUGGCAGAGACUCUUCUGUUUCAGAGAGGACCGUCUCUUCUGAUCUAACAAAGCAUACACCUAUCAAUGACUACAGCACUCCAGACCAUGAAGAUCCUAUGCUGAAGAUGUCAGCUGGUACAGAAACCAACGAAUCCUCACCAUUUGGAAGGGCUUCGAGUUUUAGCUCCCCUGAACUUCCUGCUGCUAUCCGUUGUGCAUUUGUUUUAGGGGAAGCAACCCCACUGGACCACCCAUUCAGUGCUGAAAAACGUCAACAGCAAAAGAGAUGGUUAGAUGAACUGAACAAGCAAAGGGAGGAAGCUGCCCUACGUAAAAUGGAGGAAAAGCAGAAGUUUCAAGAGAGUGUUCAACAGGAUCACUGGGCAAUGCAUUUUGAUUCUUUUAAGAAGCAAACUCCUAUCUCUCAGAAUACAGCAACAUUUCAGCAAUUUGAAAAUCCUCAAGCAACAUCAGAUCCAGUGAGGAGUACAACAUCUCCUUCUGCAAAUCAUCACCAACAGGAGCAAUUAGAAACUACAAAAUCCACUGAGGAACAACAUUUUCAAAAUCAUAAAGCUGGGUUCCUGCGUACUAUGACCUCAUUGUUAGACCCAGUACAGAUUGAAGAAAGGGAUCGCAAAAGAUUGAAGCAACUAGAACAUCAGAGAGCCAUAGAAGCUCAGGUUGAAGAAAAACGCAAGAGAAAGCAGCUGGAAGAAGAACAAAGAGAAAAAGAAGAACUGGAGGAGGAGAGGCGACUGGCAAGAGAACGGGAACAGAUGCAACAACAGUACGAGGAAGACUCAUUUAAACAGAAAAGAAAAGAAGAGGUUGUUGACUUAAAGACAAAAGAAUUGUACCAAAGUAUGCAAAAGGCACAGGAAGAAGCACAGCGGCUGAAGCAUGAGCAGCGGAUGCGUCACUUACUGCAGAAGGGGCAUGAUAUAUCUAACCUACAGAAAAAUGUAGCAGGUGAUACACCACAUCCAGAUGUCAUCAGGGCUGCAAGCCGCACCACUGACGUCCGAUCAGAUGACACCAACAGUGUUAUGAAACAAAGCACUUUCACAGUUACCUCGCCAAGGAAGGACAUUGCUGUACAGACAGAUGACUUCAGUGUUGUCAUGAAGCCAGAAUCCAUGUCUUAUUGCAAAGAGACAACAUGGAGACAUGAGCACAAUGCCUCUCCUGAAAUUCCUAUAGAGUUUAAGGACCAACAGCACAAAGCUGAAGUACAAGCAAAAAAGUCACUUCUCCAGAGAGACAGAAAUGACUCCAGCAAGGAAAACAUUAAUACCUACAGUGAUGUUUACGAUCAGUUCGCAAGAACAGAAAAACAGGGUAAAGAGCACAGUUGCAAACCAGACUGGAAUAAAAACAGACCUCAAAAGAAAUACAUCCCUGCUUCAGAGAGGUACCCCAGAGGACUUCAGAAGCAGAGGGAGGAGAGCAAAGUGCGGAGACAGAUGGAGCUGCUACAUUUAGUGGAAAAGAAUUCUAAUAACUGUCACUUAAAGGGAAAAGGGAAUUCUCCAGAGAAGUCACCAGUUCCACGCGAAGAAGUUAAGAUGUCUACACAUAAUGAAGACAUAACCUUGCAGGAGGCUAAAAAGCCGGAAGACAGAGUGCAGAAAGUUGAAUCGCAUUUCAAAAGAUCAGACUCUCCCCCAGUCCCUGCAGUGAAGAACAGAUUACACCAAGCUCAGAAGAGAUCCACUGCUUCUCCUGUUCCUUUAGUUUACAAUGGAAACUCUGUGUCUAUCCAGCGGCAUGUCACCCCAGACCUUGAGAAAUUAGACUGUGACCGACCGCCAUCUUCACAAUUUGUUCCAUAUGUACGGACAAAAGAGAUUUACUAUCUAGACCCUAAUGCCCCUAUGUCCAGGCCUUCAACACAUGAGCCCCAGCACAAUCCGAUAGGCAAUGACCAGGAAUCUCGACAAAUAUUUAGCUCCAAUCAUGCAAAAGACCCUUUAUUGAACCCUAAUGUCGUCAGAAAUAAGGACCGACAGCAAGCUAUACUGAGGGGAUUGUCUGAAUUACGGAAGGGCUUGCUUCAGAAACAAAGGGAACUGGAGACCGGUUUGAUGCCAGAUGUUUAAUAUGAUGGCAAAGGCUUUUAUCCAGUUGUGUGUGUUAUACCAUAGGUGUGUGUGUGUGACUUUUAUGUUAACUAGAUGCUCUGUAACAUGAUAAAUGUGAAUGAUGUGUUUGCUGUUUUGUGUAUUUAUCAAACUUCUUAUAGGAGUGUUUGUCAAUUUUGUAGACUUUUGUUUUUUAAUAAAGAAUAAUUAUUUUUGUAAUGUUUGUUUUAAA